AUGUCCACCUCUUCGGGGGCCCCGGAGUCUUGGAUAUCUUCCUUCUGUUCCCUACUCGGCCAUGAGUACUUUGCUGAGGUCUCGGAGGAGUUCAUUGAAGAUGACUUCAACCUCACGGGUUUGCAGAAUCAAGUUGCGAUGUACAAGGAGGCACUCGAGAUGAUUCUGGACGUGGAACCCGAGGAGGAUGAUGAGGAGGAGGAAGAAGACGAGGAGGACGAGGAAGAAAACGACUCGGGAGACCAAGACCGGCUCGGGCCCAGGCAUGACCGAAGACAGCACAGCCGGAUGGCCAGCGACCUCAGCGUGAUCGAGUCCUCCUCCGAGAUGCUCUAUGGUCUGAUUCACCAGCGCUUUAUCUGCUCGAGAGCAGGCAUACAGCAAAUGAGCGAGAAGUACGAGUUGGGACACUUCGGCUGCUGCCCACGCACGAACUGCGACCAAGCUAGGACACUUCCUGUUGGCCUCUCCGACAUUCCAGGCGAAGACACUGUCAAGCUGUUCUGUCCUUCCUGCCUCGAUGUUUACGUUCCCCCCAACAGCAGGUUUCAGACCGUGGACGGUGCCUUCUUCGGCCGCACUUUUGGUGCUCUGUUUCUUCUCACAUUCCCUGAGUACGACUUAACCAAGCGUGGAGCCGAAGUACUCAGCAGCGGCGGUGCGCGCAUCAAUGACGACUCGCUCGAGGCGGUCAACGGAAUGUACUCCAAGAACAUUGCCCCCGGCUUGGGAGCGGGCCGGAUAUAUGAGCCUCGCAUUUACGGUUUCCGCGUCUCAGAGAUUGCCAAAUCUGGACCUCGGAUGCAAUGGCUCAGAGACCGACCGGAUGAUAUGACGGAGUUGGACGAGGCGCGGCUAUAUGCUGACGAGCAUCCCGAUUCGGACGAGGAGGACGAAAACAUGAAUGGCAAUGGAAGACCUGCCCCCAGACGCCGUGCCCUGCGUGGAAACGCGCGUCUUCGCCAGCAGCGGCAAGCACAGAACGGGAGCCCGAUGAACGUUGAGACGAACGGUGCUGAAUCUGAGCUCUGA
Messenger RNA from Colletotrichum siamense, 1032 nucleotides. It is a transcript of the gene ckb-1, whose product is annotated as Casein kinase II subunit beta-1. The transcript is spliced from 2 exons. NCBI's taxonomy places the organism in Eukaryota, Fungi, Ascomycota, Sordariomycetes, Glomerellales, Glomerellaceae. Gene Ontology annotation, cellular component: cytoplasm; protein kinase CK2 complex. Gene Ontology annotation, molecular function: protein kinase regulator activity. The record is from RefSeq and is a predicted model, not a curated record. Bases 1 to 1032 code for a protein of 343 amino acids.